UAUGAGAUCUCUGAAGUGGAGCAUUCUCUACAGCUUUCAUUUUCUUUAGUAUUGGAUUUCGUUGUUUAAAAGUAAGCCUUAAGUAGCACCAGCUACUGUCUGUGCAUCUGAAUGUUUACGGCAAUAACAGAAUAUCAAAAAGCUGUCCCUUCCUUUUCUCUGCUCCCUCAUAACAGAAUGGUAACUUGAGAUGUAGAGGAUUUGAGUUGUGGCUUUUGUAGAGCUUGAAUUGGGGAUUCUUCACAUGCUAGAUUUUUAGGACUUCAACAAAUUAGCAUCAGUUCCUUCAGGUCUGACAGGGAUAUGGGAUCAAUUGCAGAUCCUUAGAAGCAGAAAUAGUUAUUGUGGAAUCUAACCCUGGUUUUGUUCCAUACACUGAAGUUCAAACUGAUGUCUGUCAACAGCUUCUAGAAAAGUUUUCCCUGCACAGGUCACAUCUAACCUCUGAGACAAUUCCUUGUAAUGUUGUGAUUUCCUAGCAAUUUAUCCAAUUCCAAGUGCUACAGUAUUUUAAAGUAUUGAAAAUCAAGCUGAGUAAGCUGAGAAAAAUUGAGUUAUAUUUAAAUUUGCGAGCAGAGCUCAAAGUUAUGUAAGAUAAAAAGAGAUAAAAGUUCCUUCUCUGUGCAGAAUUCUUCAGCCAAGCAUCAUUUGGGUUUUUUGAUAAGGGACUUCAUCUUUCAGCCACAAAAGAAAUAAAUUGGGGGCAUUAGGAAGAAAAUGCUGAACUCAAUUUUCUGUAUUAAAUUGCCAGAUGUCUAAUCGCUGUCUGGUCAUCUGAGCACAGAUCAAUGUGUACUGUUUCCCAUUCUAGGACUUUUAUCUUGUAUCCUGCAUUAAAAUCAAUUUACAUGAUCACAAAUUUGACUCUAAACUACUUAUAUUGAAUAUAGUUGUCCUCACUUACUAAAACUGUAGUGAACUUUCUCAGGGCUUUGAGAAUAAAUCGUCCCACAGUAAAAGCCCUGAACAAAUAUUUGAAGAAAUCUUGAACCUGUAGAACACGUGUCCAUUUCUAGUUAGUGUCCAUGUAGAGAGUGAUUAAAAAGCUCUAACAGUUACUCUGUUAGAGUGAGCCUCUUUUUCAGGUAAUUAAAAUCACCUCAUUUCUGUUGAUGUAUUUAGCUCCCAGAAUUGGACAUUAGUUGGAGUGGGCUAUGAGGGUUAUGGAAAAACUGAAAUUGAUAGAUUUAGCCAAGAACAAGUGAGCUAAAUAGGCUGACAGAUUAAAGUAGUGGAAUUUGAUUAUUUCCUGAUUCCACAAUCACCUCUGAGAAGAGUGGUUCAAAAUAAGGUAUCUGAUAUAACUUGAUCAAACUUUUAAACGUCUGGUACAUAACAUUGCAUCCUGCUUACUUUGUUCUCAUUGCCCAUGUAUAGUGAAGAAUUUCCUAAUCCUAGGCUGAGUACAUGGCCACUUGUGAAGACUAAUCCUCUCCAAGCUCCCAUUCAUAUUUGCAAGUUAUUUACAUAUUUGUGCUCUUUUCCUUGUGGAAACUAAUGCUUCAUGCUGAGGGAACAGAAAAGAGGGAGGGGAUGCUGCAGAAGUCUCCUCUUGUGAUGACUCUGCAAUAAAGCCCUAACUGUCCCUUUCUAAUGGCACAGUAGAUGCCAUUAGGCUGUCUCCAACACUAAUUUGAGGUGGACUCCUGGAACUGGCUAGCUCUUUAUACAGUAUGACCUCUGGAAAGCAGAUGCCAGUUCAGGUUCUAGGGAAAACUCUAAUGUGAUUACCUUCUGAUUGAACUGAACCAUUCUGAGAGCACCAUGUUUCAGGAAAGACUCCUGAAUGGUGAGUAACCUUGACUGUUCAAGAAAAAUCUGAGAGUGGUAUUGAUGUAGAACAUGCUUGUUCAGAGAAGCCCUCUGUAAAUGAUUUUAAUGCUAUUCAGUAGUUACAUAUUUAGCUGUAGUGAAUAUGUUUGGACUUCAUUAAUUUCCUUGAAAGUAAUAUAAAGUAAUAGUAGUUUCCAUAUUGUCUUGUUUUAAACUUAUAUAGUAGUGUUAUGGGAAGUACUUGCUGAAAGACCAUCGAUUGUUGUUAACUAUCCUUCUUCUAUAGCUUCUGAAAUACUGUAACUGCAGAGCUUGUGUAAAUCAUUAGUUUGUUGUAUUGUAUUUAAGGCAGCUGGUGUUGCUUAACUGUAUUCCAUUAAGUUCAUAUUUCCACCGUUGUUUUGGACAUGUUAGAGCUUUGGAACAGGAAGGUAUGCACAUGGUUCUGUGAAUGCAAUGUUUGUGUUCAGAAGGUGGAGAUGCUGGCUGCCUUUAUGGGCCUCUAAAGCUAGUCUGGUUUAAACAGUCAAUGCUGGAAUUGCAACAUAAAUAGCAGCCACAAACUGUCACUAAUUCUAAGCAGAUAUUUGCUUUCUCUUCUCCUUACCUUCAAGCCCUUUAAAGGACAAGGUUUAUAAUACAUCUUGAAUUUUUAAAUGUGCAGCUCUAUUAAAAGCAUGUGCCAUUGAGGAUUCAGUUGCUGAGGGUAUGGUUUAAUAUUCUGAAACUGCUUUACAAUGACUCUUAACAACCGUAGCACAAUACAGUAUGCAUGGAACUUGUUAAAGUUUUGCUAGUAUACUGUGGUUCCUGCUGGGAGACCUUUAACUGACAUGGGCAGUUCAUUCUAAGAAAAAUCUUGUAUUUGCACAGCCAGUGGUACACUGGACAAACAGCCAAGAAGACCCACUCUAAAUAAGGAAAUUCUAGCCACAAGAAAUUUGGAAAAUAAGGUAAUAAGCAGAAGAAGUGCUUUGCAACCUUUAUAACAUGCCUCUUCCAAUAGUCCUUCUAAGGCUUUUAUGUACUCUGUAAUGUGUCUCAAGUGCUUCGGCUGGAAGAAUCUCAUCCCAGAUGUAAUGCAGUGGGACUUAAUUUUCUCUUAAUUAAAAACAUUCCUCUGAGCUUAUGGUGCAUUGAAAUUGUUUUGAAAGACUGGGGAAUAAUAAAAAUAUAAGUGAAAAUCAGCUAUUUACAUGAGUGUCUUGGUCUCAGUGGCACAUCCUUUUGAAAGACUUUGGAAUUGUUGAAAAUGUGGUGGUCAGAGGUCAGAUGGAUACUAGUGCUGUAGCUGUCACAGAUCCAAGACAGUGUUGAGACUUUUAGUUAACUGUAGCUGGUACUUCUACUCCCUUUGUUCUGGUGGUUGCAGGUUAAUAACUUUAAAUUUCAUCCUCUCAUUGUGUUUGCUUUUUCUCAUUCAUAGAGGUCGUGUAAUAAGGGAGAGUCUGUACAGUCUCAGAAGGAAAAUGACUUGCAAUGGGAUGAACUCCUCCAGGAAAUGAAUUUGCAGAGUUCCCACAGGGGGCAGAAGCCAUGGUUCUGGAAAGUGUUAUGUUUGCCAUUCUUGCAGAGAGAGCACUUGGGCCAAAGCUGUAUGGAAUCUUCCCACAAGGGCGACUGGAGGAAUUCAUUCCCAGCAGGAAACUGAGCACUGAAGAACUAAGCUUACCUGACAUAUCUGCUGAAAUAGCUGAGAAGAUGGCCAGAUUUCAUGGCAUGAAAAUGCCAUUUAAUAAGGAACCUAAGUGGCUUUUUGGAACAAUGGAAAAGUAUCUAAAUCAAGUGCUGAGAAUUAAAUUUACCAGAGAAUCCCAAACCAGAAAACUAAACAAACUUCUCAGUUACAAUCUCCCCCAGGAAAUGAAAAAUCUAAGAGCAAUGCUUGAAGCUACUUUUUCACCAGUUGUGUUUUGCCACAAUGACUGUCAAGAGGGUAAUAUCUUACUUCUGGAAGGCAGAGAGAGUUCAGAAAACCAAAAGCUGAUGCUCAUUGACUUUGAAUACAGCAGCUAUAAUUACCGAGGAUUUGACAUUGGAAAUCACUUCUGUGAAUGGAUGUAUGAUUACUCGUAUGAGAAAUACCCAUUCUUCAAAGCCAGUGUUCUUAAAUAUCCUUCAAAGAAACAACAGCUUCAUUUCCUCUCUAGUUACCUGUCUGCAUUCCAUGAUGGCUUUGAAAAUCUGAGCAAUGAAGAGAAGUCCAAACUAGAAGAAGAAGUGUUGGUAGAAGUUAACAGAUUUGCCCUUGCAUCACACUUCUUCUGGGGUCUGUGGUCUAUUAUACAAGCAAAGAUCUCAUCCAUUGAGUUUGGGUACCUGGAAUAUGCGUUAUCCAGAUUUGAUGCCUACUUUGAUCAGAAGAGAAAGCUGAAGGUGUGAAUGUGGGAGGAGUGGCCUGUUGGUUACUGUAUGAAGAGGGCAGCUGGACAGAACUUUCACUGUGCUUAGGCUACUGUAUCUCUAAUGAAGGUGUCACUGAAUUCCAGUUCCUGGGAAUGCAGGUGUACAGUACUGAGGACUAUAAAAAUUACUUGUUUACAGUUCCGUAAAUAGUUGGAAUGAGAUUGGGAGGCAAAAGUAAAAUACAACCAUGCAAUAUCUUUAAAUCUUUUCAAUCUAGAAGCUAUUUUGUAUUAUGGGAGAAGCUUACAAUUAAGUGUCAAUACCACAUGCAUCAGAGCAAACUUGCUGUGGGUACAUUUUUGGGGGGGUGUUGGCAUUCUGGUUUUUGUUGUAAGCAGAACAGCUGUAAAAUCUGAUUGUAGACAUUGCCUCUUAAGGAGAAGGAAAAGCAAAGGAGACAACUGCUAAACUGUGAAGUAGGCUUAAAAACUUACUGUGAGUUGAAGUUCACCAUGCCCCAAGAACACUAUCUUCAAAGCUGCUGAUACCUUACAUCACUUUAACCAGAAGCAACUAAACACAUUGAAGCAGUGUGCUUUAAAGUGUUAGUGACACACACAUGAAUGUUUCUCCUAGGCUGGUUUGCCUGGGAAGUGAAGUAUGAAUGAGCUUUGAACUUGACAUUCUGAAGGAGUUUAUUUUGAACUGUUUGUUCCAUGUUGUUCAAGAACCCAGCCUGGUUUUCUUAAAAUGCUGUGUCCUGCACAGGGGGUUCUGUGGGCUAGCAGUACUGGGAAGAGUGCCUUGAAUUGCUCUAGCAGCUCCCCAGAUAACUGGAUUGGCAUUGACAGUACUGAUAAUUGAGGCCUGUCUCUCUUCAUGUGUUGCCACAGUAUAUGGCUGUAAUGAAUAGUAAAGCCAAAGACUGUGGAGAACACUUCAGGAAAUCGCUGUUCUGCCCAUCCAGUUCUUAUGUGGCUUGAGAGGUGCUUUUCUUGCACCUUCAAUUCUCAUCAUGUUCCAGGAAUCCAGUAAAGUGGAGCAUCUUGUGGGGAACAAUAACAUGUAUAUUGAAACUUGAGUAUAAUCUGUGUACAUGCCAUCUAAAGAUUUCUUUUGAUUUUUGGGAGCUUGUUUAUUUUGAAUGUUACUUGUUUGUGCUUUCUAACACACUGUAUUAUAAACAAACUUCUAAGUUUACUCUUUUUGACUUGUAUAGCAAAUACUGUUUGAAGCGGCUGAAGAAAUCUGCAGCAUUUCAUGUACUGUAUAGCAGAACUUGUAAAAGCUGUCAUGUUACUCUCUUGUACAGAGAAUCAUUUUCCAUAAGUUUAGUUAUUAAUACUUUAUAAUAAAUAUAAAGCACUUAAAAACA
Molecule: messenger RNA, 5494 nt
Organism: Cyanistes caeruleus (blue tit)
Lineage: Eukaryota; Metazoa; Chordata; Aves; Passeriformes; Paridae
Source: RefSeq, a predicted model, not a curated record